Messenger RNA from Folsomia candida, 2552 nucleotides. RefSeq names its product zinc finger protein 43. Bases 463 to 1977 code for a protein of 504 amino acids. Gene Ontology annotation, cellular component: chromosome; nucleus. NCBI's taxonomy places the organism in Eukaryota, Metazoa, Arthropoda, Collembola, Entomobryomorpha, Isotomidae. Gene Ontology annotation, molecular function: chromatin insulator sequence binding; RNA polymerase II transcription regulatory region sequence-specific DNA binding; DNA-binding transcription factor activity, RNA polymerase II-specific. The transcript is spliced from 8 exons. The record is from RefSeq and is a predicted model, not a curated record. Gene Ontology annotation, biological process: regulation of transcription by RNA polymerase II.
AUCCGUUCAGCUGCUGCUGAAUAACAGUCUGGAAGUGAGGGUGUGAACAGAAUUAUUUAAUAAAUUGUAAAAGUUCCUGCAAAACAAUUCUGCAGUAAUUGUUAAUUACUUCAGAUAAUUACUGCAGACUUAUAGUAAAUUAAGUGUAUUUAUUAUUAUUUAAGUGUAUUUCCUCGACAAAAUCCACGGUAUGGAAAAUUCCUACAUACAGUUUGCGGUAAAACUAUUGUAUUUAUAUAAGCUGUGUUAAAAAAUAAUAAUAUCUCCUCAGUUAAGCAAAUUAAUGUAUUGCAAGGUAUUCACUUCAUAUACGAAAUCAAGGAAAAAACUGACUUCAGGUAGUCGAUUAAAUGGACCGGGGUUUCCCCAAGAUUAGAUUCUUCAAAAAUCAGUAAACCCCUGGCGUCCACCUGUGUGUUAUAAAUAUCGCGUGAGUAAUUUUCCCGUUCCACAAGUUUUGAAAUGGAUCCUUUGGGUGCCGUCGAUGGUGUGGUUGAUCUUUGCCACAGCAUUUCCGUCUACGAUGCCAAUAUUUCGCACGUUGGAGAUACCCAACCAAUGCCAAGGGCUGUAGUCAAAGUGGCCCCCUCCCCGACUUCUAGAAGGAAGCAGUCGAUGACCUCCCGAAAUUCCAAUGUUAAGCGUCUCGCUCGUCACGUCCGCUCCGUUCAUAAUAAUGUCCGUCACCACUGUUCUGUGUGUGGCAACGGGUUCACCAGGCCAUGUAACCGAAUCCAGCAUGAGGUGAUCGUCUGCAAGGUGGUUCAUCCCCCCGAUAUAAUGAAAAGGUUUGUAGUGAAGGGAUUCAAAUGUGAGAUGGUGGGAUGUGGGAAAUCGUACUCGAUUCAAGAUGAUUUUGACAGACAUAUGGAGAAACAUGCGGGCGAGGAGCGUCUUCACCGUGAUUUGGGAGGUCAAGACCUGAAUUACCAGCACGUGGCUAUCAAACAGGACACCCCGAUAGACAUUGAAGACUCCGGUCCUUCCUCGGUUGAUAUCGUCGAGGGCAUUCUUGUAGGUGCGUCGAAUGCCAAUGCUACCAAGUGUGAUGCCGGGAAAGCAGUUAUCGCGAGAAGUUCUAGGCCGGAUCCCUUGACGAUCGAAAAACCGCUAGAGACGACGAGUCGUGCACUCACUUAUGGACUCAAACGUUCCAAGAAGGUAAAAUGUGAAGACUGUCAUAAAAUGUUUUUGUCAAGGAACGACCUUGGCCAUCAUGUCCGCUCUGUGCAUGAAUGUGUCCGCUACCCUUGUUCCGUUUGUGGUAAGGGGCUGACCAAACCCAGGCACAGGAUAGAGCACGAGGCCACUAUGUGUAGAGUGAUCCAUCCCCCCGAGCUGCUGAUACAGCUGGGCAUCAAAUUACACAAAUGUGAUGUGCUUGGAUGUGGGAAAGUGUUCCAGAAACCGGGAGACUUUGCUCGCCAUAGGCAGAAGCAUCCGGUUGUCAACCAGGCCGCAAGUGAGGAGCAAAGUUUUGUAAUAAAGAAAGAGCGUGAAGAAAGCGAUGAUGAUUGGGCAGCAGAAGCGCACGCAGGGAUAACUUUGCCUAAACCCCUUCAUGUCGAUAAGGUGGAUGAAACAUCUAUCGCGGAGAUCGUAUGCCGAAUUUUUGUCGGGGGACCUGCUAAACUACAUGGAAAUUGUGUUAACGCACUGACUGCACGCGCGACCCAGAUUAUCAGGUGUGACAAGUGCCAAUUAAUUUUGUCUGACCGACGCUAUCUCCAACUUCAUAUAAGUACGAUGCAUAGCAUGGUCCCCUGUGACGUCUGUGGGAAGACGUUCUCUUCGCAUAACUUGGACAGUGUCGAAGGCAUAUUUUGUACGUUGAUUAAUUCACCAGCAGGGACGAGCGGAUUGGGUAGAAGAGCCUAUCCUUGUGUCGACGAUGAAUGUGGAUGUUCCUACAGCCAAGUGGCAGACUUGCGGAGGCACCUGGCCAUUAAGCACGGGAUAUUUAAUGUCCAGGAGUAAACAAUGCGCUACAGAAAUUUAAUGAUGAUUUAGUUAAGCGAUAAACAUGUUAAAUUUGGACCUAUUAGUCUUAUUUUAGAUGAAAAUCUGUCAACAGUUUUUAUUUAAUAUUUUAUGAGUACUGUAACAUAUUCAGAUGACUGAUUAUUCUAAAUUCUACUGGAAUAGUUAUUAAUCUCACUUAAGAACAUUGAAUAAAUAUUCUAGAAACAGUGCUCAAGGUGCAUCAGCAUAAUUUAUUAAGAGUAUCUGUUAGGCCGCCAUUAAGAGUUUGUUUUAUAUUUUAUUUCAUACAUUUAUUUUAUUAAAUUCAAGUCAAAUAUUCCAAUCCAAUAUUAUUAAAUACCCCAAUAUUGUAACAAAAAUAAAAAUGUAAAAAUAUCUGCUGUAAACAAAAUUAUAAUUAGGCACGUACAAUAAUUUAGGUAUACUAUAUCCUAAAUAAAAUUGAACACUGCUCCAGAAAUCUAAGGUAUGUAUUGACAGAGUUGCGUUAUUUAAAUAAGUUUUUAUAUAAAAAAUGCUUAAAUAACGCUGGGAAAUUAUUUAUUAUUAAUAAAUAAAUAACGCCUGGA